UCCCCACAAAUCAAUAAAAUUCGUCAUGCGUUAUGAGUCGUUAGUAGAGGCACUGACUUCCGCUUGAAAGGCCGAACUUCCUGUUUCGGUCUUUACGACAUAACCCACGAAAGCGAGAAAAACGCAGACAAGAUGCAGUUGCAAAUUCGCGGGCAAGAGACCCACGUUAUCGAGUGCGAGGGUCAUGAGACCAUCGGACAAAUCAAGGCAAGGUUCGGUUUAGACAAUGAAGCUGAUUUCACUCUCCACUGUGCGGGUGUACCGCUGAGCGACGAAUUGUGCGUUUCGGAACUUACCAGUGAUGUUCUUGAAAUGACUGUACCUCUGUUGGGAGGUAAAGUUCACGGAUCUUUGGCUCGUGCUGGCAAAGUCAAGGGACAGACGCCCAAGGUUGAGAAACAAGAGAAAAGCAAAAAGAAGACUGGGCGCGCCAAGAGGCGUAUUCAGUACAACCGCCGAUUCGUAACCGUCGUCCAGACGUACGGACGUCGUCGCGGACCCAACGCCAACCCUAACACGUAAACACACGUUUAAUGAGUUUAACGAUCCAUUAUCUGAUGUAAAACGUGUUUUGCUAAAAUAAACGAAAACAUCCCGUUAA
Messenger RNA from Venturia canescens, 601 nucleotides. RefSeq names its product ribosomal protein S30 (gene RpS30). Gene Ontology annotation, cellular component: ribosome; cytosolic small ribosomal subunit. The coding region runs from base 133 to 522 and encodes 129 amino acids. The transcript has 4 exons. Gene Ontology annotation, molecular function: structural constituent of ribosome. Lineage: Eukaryota; Metazoa; Arthropoda; Insecta; Hymenoptera; Ichneumonidae. Gene Ontology annotation, biological process: translation. The record is from RefSeq and is a predicted model, not a curated record.